UCUUCAACGUACUCUAUUUUGCAGAAAACAGCUAUUCACAUACAAAUAAAUAUUUUUUUCCAACAUUUUAAAAUACCGAAAAUUACAUAACAUUUUAAAAAUACACCAAUAAAUCCAUUUAUUAUUUGACAAAAAUGGCGGACAUUAAUAACAAUUCUACCAAAGAUCUGACUGAAUGUAUAUCUAUUUCAAAAAAUAAAGCUAUUAUAAAAUCAGUUGAUAUGAACGAGGAUAUGAAGAUAGAUGCAAUUGACUGUGCAAUCUCCGCUAUAAAAAAAUAUAACGUCGAAAAAGACAUAGCAGCAUAUAUAAAAAAUGAGUUUGAUAAAAAAUUUGGAACAACAUGGCACUGUAUUGUAGGAAGAAACUUUGGAAGUUAUGUCACACAUGAAACAAAACAUUUUAUAUAUUUCUAUUUAGGACAAAUUGCUUUCCUUCUUUUUAAAUCUGGUUAAUCAUAAAAUAAUGCAAAUAAAUGUCAUUUUUGAUAGAUUUGUAUAUUGUUUUGUUCCUUUAUUAAAAUAAAAUAUUUUUGAAUACUUCAAAUAACUCCCG
This is a messenger RNA of Pneumocystis murina B123, 555 nucleotides long. Its product is annotated as dynein light chain 1, cytoplasmic. Bases 135 to 455 code for a protein of 106 amino acids. The transcript has 8 exons. Lineage: Eukaryota; Fungi; Ascomycota; Pneumocystomycetes; Pneumocystales; Pneumocystaceae. Gene Ontology annotation, cellular component: dynein complex. Gene Ontology annotation, molecular function: dynein intermediate chain binding; dynein light intermediate chain binding. Gene Ontology annotation, biological process: microtubule-based process. The record is from RefSeq and is a predicted model, not a curated record.